Menidia menidia (Atlantic silverside) is the source of this 3618-nucleotide messenger RNA. The record is from the annotation of a GenBank genome assembly. Lineage: Eukaryota; Metazoa; Chordata; Actinopteri; Atheriniformes; Atherinopsidae.
CUGUCGUUAUUGACCGUAUAGGUUCUCUCUCACACAAUGAACACUUGUGGGGAUAUAGGUUUAGAUUUGGGACUGAGGGAGGCUGCGUGUGUCCGAGGUUUUCCAGUCAAACGUCAGACGGGGUCCGGUGUUUGAUCAGCGGUUAUUUCAGAGCCAGUGAUCCUCCCGGAGUCCUGACGUCAAUUUAUAAGGAGCCAGCAGAGCCGGGGAGGCAGGCAGACAGCGGGGCCGAGGGGAAGGAAGACACAGAAAAGGCAGGAGGGAGAAAGAAAAGCGGACCAUGUUGAUCUGAAUCCUCCUUCGUUAUUGAGCUUUCCGUGACGCGCCGCAGCCCGAGCUGAAGAGAGGGGGGACCCGAGUCCUAAGACAGCAGGAAUGGGUAAGGACUACUACAAGAUCUUGGGAAUCCCCAAGGGUUCCAACGAGGAGGAGAUCAAGAAGGCGUACCGGCGCAUGGCCCUCCGCUUCCACCCCGACAAGAACAAGGAUGCCAACGCGGAGGAGAAGUUCAAAGAGAUCGCAGAGGCCUACGAGGUUCUCAGUGACCCCAAGAAGAGAGUCGUCUAUGAUCAGCUGGGAGAAGAAGGCCUGAAGACAGGAGGUAGUAGCUCCUCAGGCGCUCCCGGCAGCUCAACGUAUCACUACACUUUCCACGGAGACCCCCAUGCCACCUUCGCUUCCUUCUUUGGCGGCUCCAACCCCUUCGACAUGUUUUUUGGCUCCAACCGCAGCCACAGCCGCUCCAACGGUUUCUCCUUCCACAACGACCACAGCAACGACCCGGAGCAGGACGUGGAAAUGGACGAGGAGGACCCCUUUGCCCAUUUCGGGAGACAGUUUGGCUUUCCGGGAGGGAUGAAUAACGGCUUCCCCGGGGAGGGCCGCCGGAGGAGAGGGGGCCCGUCGGAGCGCUUGGGGGCCAGCCGAAAGCACCAGGACCCCCCGGUGGUCCAUGAGCUCAGGGUCUCGCUGGAGGAGAUCUUCCACGGCUGCACCAAGCGCAUGAAGAUCACCCGCCGGAGGCUGAACCCAGACGGCCGCAGCAUGAGGACGGAGGACAAGAUUCUCAACAUCGUCAUCAAGAAGGGCUGGAAAGAGGGCACCAAGAUCACUUUUCCAAAAGAGGGAGACGAGACCCCCGAGAACAUUCCCGCCGACAUAGCCUUUGUGCUUAAAGACAAAGGACAUGCCCACUUCAAGAGAGAUGGUUCCAAUAUCAUUUAUAACUGCAAGAUCAGCCUGAAAGAGAUAAGAGAGUUUAAGUCUGAUGCAGCUGAAGACGGAACGGGGGGAGAGAGGGAGAGAUGUGUCCAGGGUGGAGUGGAUAUCUGGGGAGUGUUCGGGAAGUGGGCGUUGUGUGGCUGCACGGUUAGUAUUCCCACGCUGGAAAACCGAGUCAUCUCGCUCCCCUGUCAUGACAUCAUCAAGCCAGGAACGGUGAAGCGACUCAGAGGGGAGGGCCUGCCUUUCCCAAAGAACCCCACACAGCGCGGUGACCUCAUUGUGGAGUUUUUUGUCCGUUUUCCCGACAGGAUCCCCCCACAGUCCAGAGAGAUUAUCAGACAGCACCUCCCUCAGUCGUAGGAAGACGCGCAUUCGCUCUUCCCAACGCCACACGCUCCGGACAGAACUCAGAAAAUCUAUCAGGAUUUUUUAUUUAUUCACGUUUGUCUGUUGGUCCAAGCACACACACAAGCACCUGAGUGUGUGCAGCGCUCAGCACAACUGUGUCUUUUACUUCUCGGACUUUUUUAAUGGAUUUGUCAGUGGAUUUCUAAGCCGUCCAUGUCACCGAUUCUGCUCAUUCUGUGAUAGGAUCAAAUAUUAAGCUUUGUUUUUUAAAGGACACCCCCCCUCAGAAUCUUCUCCUGCAAACGUUUUAGGAUAAGAUUCUUUGUUUUUACCUUGAGUGUACCAGCAGUUUUAGAGUGUUCACUUCAAAUCCUGGUUUUAGCUAAACUCCCCCGUUACUGCUCUGGGCCUGAUUAAGUAUUCUGUUUGAAGUCCAUAGACUGUUUAGUAGGAUCUGUGUCACCCAAAAUAAGUUGACUUGUUUAAGGCCACAGUUCAAUUACAGUGCAGUCUUACACAGGAUUACAUUAGAAUCCAAUUUAGCUGCAUUGGAAAAUCUGAAGAUGACAAUCGCAUAUUGUAAGAGCAACGUAAGCUUCAGUGUCAACAUCUGUAUGUAAAAUGGGUGCUUUUCCCCUCCGAGCUGCCUGGCUGCUCCGCACAGAAAAGCCUUGCUCCUUAUCUGAGGGACGUAUAGGUGCCUUAACCCAGUGACAUACCACAUAUGUGAAUGCGUGCACAGGGCACACUGUCAUAAAUCCAAACAGCCAUGGUAAGUGCACAGCAGAAAAAUGCCCUAAACUGUGUUAGACAUUAUCAUCAGCACUUGGUAAUUUCAGAUAAACACCACCAGUGAACAGUUUAAAGAUGAUGCAAAAUUGUACGCAAGCGAGAAUGUUUUUAAGAUAAGAUUUGAUACAAGGUAGAAGCGUUUUCUAAUUUUACCUGUGCGAAGUACCAAACUAUUUCAGGUUGGAUUUCCCAGGAAGAAUAUAAGCAUGGCUUUAUUCUUUAAAAAUCAAUGUUCCUCUGUCAGACCCAGCUGUUUUGUGAACACUCUGCUUUCUCUUUCCGUACUAAGGGCCAUGUCUCGGUGCUAAUGUGCGCAGUGCCAAAAACCCAUCACACUGGUGUCUGCUUCUGGGUUUCAUAGGAUCUAUGUGGUUUGAAAACUGCUUCUGGCCUCUCUUAACACUCGUACCUUGAGCUUUACAUAUGUGCAGCUCAGAGAAAAACCCUGUUUGGGAAACAGGUUGUGUAAUAUUGCAGCUGUGUCUCAGCCGCAGGGGGUCUGAAACCUCAGUUCUUCCUACUGUAAUUUACAUCAUUAUAACAUGUGUGUAUGAGCGCCGUAGGUCAUAUAUUAAGUUUGUAUGAAAAAAACGACAACAUUUGAAUGCAUCAUGGUUGACAAAUGCACUUUUUUUGUUGUACAAAGUACUGACAACACUGAGAGGGUGGGCGAGCCUCGACAGAAGUGUGUGUGUUACUGUCCGCGUUGCCUCUUCAGGCCCCAGAGGACACCGAGAUGAGGCUGCUGCCCAGAGACUCACUGUUACUGCUUAUCCGCAUUUUACAAUACUCAAAUAGUAUUUAUUAACUUUUGAAAUGGAAUAAAUAAGCCAACUGUGUGAAAUAAGGUUUGUGUUAUUUGCAUUACUUACGGAGGAGCUAUCAGCUACCCACUAAACAUGAUGUUGGUAUCAUUUGCUCCUCAAACUUUAUUCUGAGUGUCCUUUACAUGGACCUCGGUAACAAGGCUUAAAGUCGGGAUUAUAGUGUAACGACUGCAUAAAAAUGGUGAACCGGGUCAUUUCUGUCACCACGUAACUGAUCAAAGAAGCCUCGGGCCUUCGAUUUGAUACAGAUGUUUUAUUUGUGAUUUCUCCUCUCUGUUUUCCAGAUUUGAGAGAAUCAGGACCAUUUAACAGAUCUGGGUUCCAUUUCCUCCCACCUCAUUAACGACUUAUAUUUUUGCCCACUGAUUUUUAUGACAUUAAACAACUAUUUUAAGUAUAUCUUUUCAGAAUAUGCAACAGAUGAGAG